Cheilinus undulatus (humphead wrasse) is the source of this 2253-nucleotide messenger RNA. RefSeq lists its product as uncharacterized. The record is from RefSeq and is a predicted model, not a curated record. NCBI's taxonomy places the organism in Eukaryota, Metazoa, Chordata, Actinopteri, Labriformes, Labridae. Bases 1 to 1155 code for a protein of 384 amino acids. The transcript is spliced from 9 exons.
AUGCCAUUUGGCGUGCGAAACGCCCUGGCGACCUUUCAGCGUUUGGUUAAUGCUGUUUUGCGUGGGUUACCUGAUUGCGAGGCUUAUCUCGAUGAUAUCGUGGUGUAUUCAAGCUCGUGGGAAGAUCAUGUUGAGCAGCUUGGGGCAGCGCUUGCACGGCUACGUGACGCUAAUCUCACGCUUAACAUGGUGAAAUGUGAAUUUGGUGGGCAAGUGUCUCGGCGUCAGCUUCGUCGCUUUUUGGGGAUGGCGGGGUACUACCGCAGCUUCUGUAAAAACUUCUCUGCUAUCGCCGCCCCGCUCACCAACCUCCUCAGCCCUAAACGGCGCUUCCACUGGUCGGAUGAUUGUCAGCGUGCGUUUGACUGCGUGAAAGCACUGAUAUCCAAUGGCCCAGUCUUAGCUGCACCUGCAUGUGAUCGCCCUUUUAAGCUUGCUGUUGACGCAAGCGAGUCCGAGGAUGCAGAGGUUCAUCCUGGCAUACCCGCUGGCUGUUGGGACGGUUCAGAUCAUGAUCGGCAUCUUUGUCCUCUUGUCUGGUAUCACCAUGGUUGGUUAAGGGGUCACUUUUGGAGUGUACAGCGGUUUCUUUGUGUGUGGUGCCGGCUUUUACAUCACCUCCGGUGCGCUCACAGUGGCUGCUGGGAAAUCUCUCAGUCACCGUCUGGUCAACACUGCUUUGAGUUUCAACGUGGUUUCCUCGGUAUCAGCAGUUUCCGCCCUUGUCCUGUACAGUCACAAUGUCAUAUUAGGGUCCAUUUUAAUUCGGGGACAUCACCUCAUGGUGAAUCAGGAUCAGCAUCUCCAAGUCUGAGGUCCUGGUUUUCUGCUGUCUGUAGUGGAUUAGUCCCCCUGGUGAGGAGUGAGUCAGAACCUGUGAAGGAGAUUCUGGAUCUGGGUUCUUUAGGAGUCCUGUUGGUGUUCCAUGUCUUGGAGUUUGCUGUUUCCCUCACUGUCUCUAUCUUUGCCUGUAGAGCUACCUGUAACUGCUGUGACAACCAGCAACAUCCAUAUGUCCACUUCACGCCUGCCCAGGCUCCACCACAUACUGGACCUGCCACCACGGCUGCACCGGCGCAACAGAUUUCCAGCUUGUCUAAACCCACAGAGGACCAGGACCAGAUCCUCUCUGGACUCAGUGAACCUCCGGUCUAAAGACCUGCUUUAAAAUAAAUUCACAUGAUAACAACAUGCAAUGAACACAGCCAUAGAGUCACCAUCCUGUCAUUCAUUUAAACAUAAUGUUAAGAAAUGGUCGACUGAGAACCAACAAUGUCAACACUGAUGCUGUGGCUAACCAUGCUAACAUUAACUGUACAUUGCUAUUGUGACGUAAUUAUAGUUUUUGUGAAUCAUGCUGUAAAUGUUCAUAUUAUCAUUAUUACUUGUUUUACUGCUGCAUGUUAUAUUUUAUUCUACGAUGCCUUAUAAUAAUGGCAAAGGGACUGCAGAUGAAAAUUAGCCUCUAGGCUAACUGAAUUUACUGUUUUUUCAAUGUUGUUUAAUGUAUAUUGUCCCUUUUCAAACCAAGGAAAACUCAACUUCUACACACACCUUCAAGCCAGACUGAAGUCUGAUAAAGACAACCUGGAGAAGGAUUAUUCAGUUCAAUUCAACUUUAUUUGUAUUGCACAUUUAGUACAGGUGUAAACUGAAUGUGCUUUACAGAAGAUUAAAAAUAAUCAGAAAAAUUGGCAGCUUAUUCACAGAACAGCACCAUAGUGGCUAAAUGCACCUUCACCUGAUUUGCAUUUUACUUUAGGCACAUUUAGAAGGCCCAUAACUGAAGAUCUGAGCGACCUGGUUGGGUGAUAGUGAGUGAGCAUAUCAGAAAUGUACUGGGGUGCCAUACCAUUCAGUGAUUUAUAAACAAGAAGAAGCACUUUAAAAUCGAUUCCAUUGGACAGGAAGCCAGUGAGAGUCAGGGUAUCCUUUGAAAUUGCUAGAAUAAAAUGGAAUUUACAAAAUAAUUUGUUGGCAUGUUUGGGGGAUUUUUCCAUUGUCAUGGAACCUUGGGAAUAUAUUUGUUUUGGGGAAUUUGCUUCAGUAAUUUGGGGAAAUUUUUCAGGAAAUUAAAUGGAAUUUUGUAAUUAAAAUUUAGGCUUUCAAGUAAAGUUUAGUUGAAACAUUUGAGGAAUACUUGAAAACAUUUGGGGUACUUGUUAUGAGAAAUUUUAAAAACAUGAUGAAGAACUUUACACAGAAGUGUUGGUAUUUUCUUUGUAAUUUCAGGGCAUUUGUGUUGAUACUGGA